ACAUUGGAGCGCGUCACUUUGUUAGCAGUUAUACAUUUACUUACGUUUGCAGACCAGAGGUCCGCCUCAACUUACACACGUAACUGAACAUUCUGCAUUCUUCUUUGUUAGAGGCUCACUGGACCUGAGUAAUGGCGUCAUGUGGAGCCCUGGCGUUCCUCCUGGUGUGUUCCAUGGCACCGCUCCCCUCGUGUUGGGGAGGGAAAAUUCUGGUAUAUCCCUUUGAUGGAAGCCACUGGAUCAACAUGAAAAUUCUGGUGGAGGCGCUUCAUUCUCAAGGACAUGAAAUCACGGUGCUGCGUACCUCCACCAGCUGGUACGUCUCUGAGAAGUCGCCCUACUACACCUCCAUCACUGUCAUGAUGGAGCAGUCCCAGAACAUCGAGAGCCAGAGCUUCAUGACCUCUUUCCUGGAGAGGUCCAUCGAGAUCAGACGACAUCGAGGCUCGCUGUGGGCCUUUGUGGAGUUCUACAGGAACCUUUUCGGUUUCAUUGGUGAGAAUCAGGUGGCUGUGACCCAAUUGGUGGUCAGCAUUUUUGAGAAUAAAACUCUCAUCAAGGAGCUAAAGGAGACAGGAUAUGAUAUUUUCCUGACGGACCCGGCCUUUCCAAGCGGGGUGCUCCUGGCUCACUACUUGAACCUCCCCAUGGUCUUUAAUGUACGCUGGCUUUUCAAUGGAGAAGCCCACUUUGCCAUUGCUCCAUCUCCUCUGUCUUAUAUCCCGGAGCUUUUCUCCCAGCACUCUGACAAAAUGAACUUGUUUCAAAGAAUGAACAAUAUAAUCUAUCACGGUGUUCUGCUUUACAUGCACCACUAUGUCGCCAAUCCUCCAUACCAGGUUUUGUGCGAUAAGUAUUUCGGAGGCAAUGUCAGCGUUAUGUCUCUUACACAAGGAGCCGAUCUCUGGCUGAUGAGGAUCGACUUCACCUUUGAGUUCCCGCGUCCCACCAUGCCCAAUGUGGUCUACAUAGGAGGCUUUCAGGGAAAGCCCUCCAAGCCUCUGCCGGCAGAUUUGGAGGACUUUGUGCAAACUUCCGGUGAACAUGGCGUCGUCAUCAUGACUUUAGGAACGCUGCUAGGCGACCUGGGCCCGGAAAUAUCAGAGAUCAUCGCCUCUGCCUUUGCAAGGCUCCCUCAGAAGGUCGUGUGGAGACAUCUCGGGAGGAAGCCUGCCGCUCUCGGGAACAACACCCUGCUUGUGGAUUGGCUUCCCCAGAACGACCUACUGGGCCACCCAAAGACUAAAGUCUUUGUCACCCAUGGGGGUACUAACGGCAUAUACGAGGCCAUGUACCACAGUGUGCCAAUUGUGGGAAUUCCUCUCAUCUUUGACCAGGAUGACAACAUGGUGCGGAUGAAGGCAAAGGGAGUGGCUGAGAUCGUUGAAGUGACAACACUGGAUGUGGAAUCUUUCUUAGGUUCCCUGAGGAAUGUUCUUGAUCCGCAGAAGCCUUACAAACAGAAUAUGAUCAAACUAUCCCAACUGCAUCAUGACAAACCCAUGAAGCCCAUCGACACUGCCGUUUUCUGGAUAGAGUACGUUAUGAGGCAUAGGGGGGCUCCACAUCUGCGCACAGAGUCCUACAAGUUGCCGUGGUACACCUAUCACUGUCUGGAUGUCAUUGCUGUCUUUGGAGUCUUCUGUCUUCUCGUUGUAGCAUCUAUUUGGAUUUCCUGUAGAUGUUUCUGUAGGUGCCUAGCCAGGUCUAAGACAUCCAAAAUAAAAUCCAAGAGACAAUAGAACACCAGAUGAUAAAUUAGGCAUGACAACACACACAGCAUGACAAUUUGUGAGUAAUCUUCAAAACAGGAAUUUGUGGCUGUGGAUCUUAGUUUUUUUCCCCUACAUUUAAAACACUUCCUUGUGGUCUACAGAACAUGUAAUGGUGGUUCUUGGGUCAAAAUGUUGCUCAGAUUAUGUUUAACAGCCAGCAUUCAAGCCGCUUUCUGACCAUCUUUUCAGGAUGCGCCGUUUUGUGGGCGGUCAAACUCACGCGCUUCCACUUUGACUGCAUCUUCUCCCUAUCAACCAUGUUGUAGUUUUUCGCGCUUCCAUAUCGAGUCUACUGACAGAUAUAAGUUAGAAGUAUACACUACUUUUUUAUUAGAGAUGGCAUGGAGCACAUAUGUCAGAGUCAAGGCCCGCGGGCCAUAUCCGGCCCGAAGGUUUUUUACGGCCCUUGGGAUGAUCUUGAUUUAUUAUUAGAACCGGCCCGCAGACCGCAGAUCUUUU
Molecule: messenger RNA, 2234 nt
Organism: Entelurus aequoreus (snake pipefish)
Lineage: Eukaryota; Metazoa; Chordata; Actinopteri; Syngnathiformes; Syngnathidae
Product: UDP-glucuronosyltransferase 2A2-like
Exons: 2
Coding region: 132-1742 (536 amino acids)
Molecular function (GO): UDP-glycosyltransferase activity
Source: RefSeq, a predicted model, not a curated record